Messenger RNA from Lachnellula hyalina, 411 nucleotides. RefSeq names its product Pre-mRNA-splicing factor (gene srp2). The record is from RefSeq and is a predicted model, not a curated record. Bases 1 to 411 code for a protein of 136 amino acids. The transcript has 3 exons. Gene Ontology annotation, cellular component: cytoplasm; ribonucleoprotein complex; nucleus. NCBI's taxonomy places the organism in Eukaryota, Fungi, Ascomycota, Leotiomycetes, Helotiales, Lachnaceae. Gene Ontology annotation, molecular function: mRNA binding.
AUGACGGAAGUUUCUUCUACCAGGUUGUACUUGGGCAACCUCCCUCGCAACGCUACCAAGGCGGAUGUCGAGGCCCACUUCAACACUCAUGGCACUGGCGAGAUCACCGAGAUCAAGCUCAUGAAUGGCUUUGGAUUCAUCGAAUACAAGGAUGCUAUGGACGCGCGAGAUGUGGUUCCCGCCUUCCACGGCUCGGACUUCAUGGGCGAGCGCUUGACUGUUCAGUUUGCGCGUGGCACUCGUAAUCGUGAUGCUUUUGCCAAUACUGAACGUACUGCCCCUCGUCCAAGACGCACUCCGCAUCGCAUGCAGAUAUCUGGACUUCCAGGUGAAACCAGCUGGCAGGUCUGUUUCCCCCGUUCCUUCAAGACCCGGACUCUUGGAUCUCAAAUCUUGCUAUUUGGACUCUGA